AAUUUUCAUUCAAAAGGCGACCCGAUAGCAAUUGUUAAAAGUGAAUUAAUAUAUCGAUGUUGCUUAAGGCAUCACUGACACAAUUUAUCGGGCAGGCAUAAAACAUUGUUAUUAGUUGAUAUAUUUUGUUUUGUAAAUAUUAGAGAAGUUAAUGCAAGUCAUGGCAACGCAAAUUACAACAAAACAGCGCCUGGAGCGGCUAAUGACUGCUAAAAAAGAUCUGGAAGCACAAAUCAGUCGCAAUGGCGAAAUAUUGGCAGCGAACGAUAAUGUGGGCAUGAAUGGCCCUCUGAUUGACUCCGAGGGUUAUCCUCGCAACGACAUAGAUGUUUACCAAGUGCGCCAAGCGCGUCAGACAAUUAUCUGCUUGCAAAACGAUCACAAGGAACUCAUGAAUCAAAUACAGGAUCAGCUGAAUAAAUAUCACGCUGAGAUAGCCACCACAGACCCAGAGCUGGUGAAUCGGGCCUCUGCCCUGGAACUGAAUGAAGACAACGAAAGAGGAACUGGUGGAGCUGUUUUGAGUUCUGUGGAUUCACGCGUUUUAGUUAUUGUCAAUCUAGUUAGUCCCAACUCGCCGGCAGAAGCAGCAGGUCUCCAUGUGGGUGAUAGAAUACUGCGAUUUGGCUCUAUUAAUGGCAACAACUUUAAGGACAAUCUCGCUCAAAUUGGUGAAGUAGUGCGUAAUAUGCAAAACCAAAAUGUCCAGCUGAAGAUUAAGCGGGAGGAGCAGAUACUGGACUUGGUUCUAGUACCCAAGACAUGGACAGGACGUGGCUUGUUGGGCUGUAAUAUUGUGUUGCCGCCAGAGCAAAUGGAGCAUUAGCAUUUACGUAGACUUAGACUUUCUUUUAUGCGCAUGUAAAAUUACGCACGAAAUAAUUUUAAAGAAGAUUACUUUAACAGUCAGAUGUAAUUGAUUUCAAUGGAUAGCUUGUGGCCUGAAUAAUCAUCGAAGCUGAGCCAAUUUGUGUUUUCAAAGUGGCAGCAACGGUUGCCGGCUAACUGUGUCAUGGCAGGGCAUCAAAGUAAACAGGUCAAUUGCAGUCAACAGCAUUUUAAAAGUAGUUCAAAUCUUUAAAAAUUCAAAAGCAGCGUUUAAAUAAGUGGAAAGUCUCAUUCGAAUGCGCGCCUUUUGAAAAAGCUUUGGCAAGUUGGCAUGCCAUAUGGAGUGUUACCAGCAGGCAAUCGUUGGUGGUUUGGUAUUUUGGUAUAUUUUAGAAAUUUGCAGCCGCACCAAAUAUAGUUAAAAAAAAAAAACAAUUCAAAAGAAAGCUUUUUUUAAAUGGCAACUGUACUAAUUUAAAUUUAAAAUUUAUUAAAGGAAAAAUAAUGAUUUAUAUUUACAUUGCUUGCCUUCAAAAAUGUAAUCCAUAUAUAAAGCCAGUGCUUAAAAAAGUUCCACAAUCAUCGAUAGCGAUGUUUCUCCAUCUCUAGUCGGGAUGCUCACGACCCUAACGGAUCCAGCAGCCUGUCGUCCUUUGUGCGCCGUUGCCGUGCCAGUUGAGAAAUACAAUCGAAAGUGCGUGCAUCAUCUUUGCGAACAGCGGAAGCAGAGUCGUGCCAAAAGCGAAUUUCAGAAAAAAAGAGAUGAAAUUAUUGUAGUGAAAAUUUGUGCACUUGUGGACAAAAAAGUGAAGAGAGCUAAUGACAAAAUAACACAAGAAUGCGCCAACGAGAUUGCUGCAAAAAUACAGCAUCUAAUUUGUCGCCCCAAAUCUAAUUAACGCGAUGCGUGCUGCUGCAGCAGCGUAAAUGCGGCCGAAGGACAUUGCAGCGAAAACUACUACGAAAUGCCGCCAUGUAUGAGUGUGAUUGGGUUAGUCGUCCACCACAGCAGCAGCAGCGGCAACGACAGCAGCAAGAAGAGCCUUGAAUGUGCUGAUGCCAGUUUCAGAAGGAGCACAGAGGCAAACUGAUGAAGCAGCAGCAGAGCAUGAGUCUGACUACAAUGAUGAUGAUGAUGAGGACGACGCUGAUGAUGAUGAUGAUGCAGUUACAAAUGCAGCAGCAUUGCUAUAAAUAACACAAGGACUUGUGGAAGGGCGGCAUCGACAACGGCAACGGCAACGACAACGGCAAUGGCAUCGCAUAAAGUGUGACAGAAAUAGUAAAUGCAACGUGCGAGAGUACAAAGUACAUUUGCAAGUGUGACUAAAAUUAAAAUAUACAUGUGUAUGUGUAUCAUAUUUAAUGCAAUUGCACUCUCAAGUGCAACGACGACGACGCAAGUGACAACAACUAACUGAAUUUGUCAGGUAAUUGCCCUGUGCGCCAAAAAGUAGGCAACAAAAAACGAAUAAAACGAAACUCAAGCUAAACGACACACACACAAAGACACCGCAAGUGAAUAGACUGUGUGUGUGAAAGAGAGAGAGAGUGCUAGUGGCAAGUGGCCAAGGUGUCGAGUGUCGAGUGGUUUCUCUGUUUGCCCCGCGUGUGCGUUGCUGUGCUUAACCUGAUUUAGAAAAGUUUGUCCUUUUAACGCGAGAAACGCGACGAACGGAGCACACACACACACCACAACACACACCACACAAUGUACAUAUGGAAGUGUGGAGCAAUAGCAGGAUUAGCAGCAACCGCAAGAGAAGACGCCGACGUCAGAGAAAGCAG
Molecule: messenger RNA, 2616 nt
Organism: Drosophila sulfurigaster albostrigata
Lineage: Eukaryota; Metazoa; Arthropoda; Insecta; Diptera; Drosophilidae
Product: 26S proteasome non-ATPase regulatory subunit 9
Exons: 4
Coding region: 152-826 (224 amino acids)
Biological process (GO): proteasome regulatory particle assembly
Cellular component (GO): cytoplasm; nucleus
Molecular function (GO): protein binding
Source: RefSeq, a predicted model, not a curated record